CGCGUGGCGCUGGGGGGGCUGCUGGGCGGGCUGGGGGUGCUGGGGGCCGUGGGGCGCCUGGCCUGGAGCUCGCUCUUCGGCGGGGGGCUGGUGGAGGGGGCGCAGCGCCUGGGGGUCAUCGAGGUGCUGGGCUCCAUGCCCGACCCCACGCAGGACGCCGUGGGCGGGGGCGAGGCCGGGGCGGGCGACGAGGGGGGACCCCCGGAGCCCGAGCAGCCCCCCGAGGCGCAGCUGGAGGC
Passer montanus (Eurasian tree sparrow) is the source of this 239-nucleotide messenger RNA. Its product is annotated as ryanodine receptor 1-like. The record is from RefSeq and is a predicted model, not a curated record. NCBI's taxonomy places the organism in Eukaryota, Metazoa, Chordata, Aves, Passeriformes, Passeridae. The annotation marks the transcript as partial. The transcript has a single exon.